This is a messenger RNA of Leucoraja erinaceus (little skate), 2757 nucleotides long. RefSeq names its product cytoskeleton associated protein 2-like (gene ckap2l). Bases 66 to 2633 code for a protein of 855 amino acids. The transcript is spliced from 9 exons. The record is from RefSeq and is a predicted model, not a curated record. Gene Ontology annotation, cellular component: centrosome; mitotic spindle; cytosol. NCBI's taxonomy places the organism in Eukaryota, Metazoa, Chordata, Chondrichthyes, Rajiformes, Rajidae.
GGGCGGGGCCGGGCGCGAGCGGCGGUUUGAACGCGGCGGCGGUUGGGAGGAGGAGGCGGCGCGAGAUGGAGGCGAGAGCGCGGAGCGGCAGCGUUCGGAUGGCGGAGUCAGAACUUCGAAGGCAACAACUUGAAGCUUAUCUCCAGAGAAAAGGGAAAUUGAAGGUUCCAGGUCUGACUGACAGGUAUUAUUUAGGGGACAAAAACAAUCGGAAAAUACAACCAAGAACUGCUCCAUUCAAAGUUGGGUUGGGAAACGCCCAGAAGCAUGAUGCUCACACAAAACAAUGUGAACUCCAAAGCACGAACAACCCAUCACGUACUAAUCAUGUCAAAUCAAUCGCUGCUAGGAAUCAAGUUCAACACUGCUCAAGAACCGCUGGAAAAAAUCCCGCCCUCACUCAAACAGUUUCUAUGUUUCCCCAAGUUACAACUGCAUUAUUCCCAAUGGAGUCAAAUGCAGAAAGGGAAAUUAUUGUUGAUGAAUCAGCUCAAGAAAGACAAUGUUUAGGAAACUUAAAACCUGAAAAUUCAACACAUUAUGAAUUUAUUCAUAAAUCAAGCAAUCAAGAAAAGGAAAAUAAAUGUACAGUAGGUACAGCACAAACUGCUGGACAAUCUACCAGUACAGUUUUAAUGAAUCAGUUUACACAACAGGUGAAUGAUACUCCAAUCAGCAGAUUAAAGGGGACUCCUUCAGAUAAUCACUCGUGGGCCAUUGGUAUCGACAAUAUAGACAGGGUACCUGCUGUGUUGAGGCCAGUGGGCAAGUCUGGAGCAGCCCCCACUCAGGCCAGGCCAGUAAGCAGCUCAAGAGUGGCCCCCGCUCAGGCCAGGCCGGUGGGCAGGUCCAGAGCAGCCCCCGCUCAGGCCAGGCCAGUGGGCAGGUCCAGGGCCCCCCCUGCUGCAGCCAGGCCAGUGGGCAAGUGUGGAGCGGCCCCCGCUCAGGCUAGGCCAGUGGGCAGGUCUAGGGCGCCCCCUGCUGCAGCCAGGUUGGUGGGCAGGUCCAGAGCGGCACCCGCUCAGGCCAGGCCAGUGAUCAGCUCCAGAGUGGACCCCGCUCGGGCCAGGCCAGUGAGCAGCUCCAGAGCGGCCCCCGCUCAGGCCAGGCCAGUGAUCAGCUCCAGAGCAGACCCCGCUCGGGCCAGGCCAGUGGGCAGGUCCAGGGCGACCACCGCUCAGGCCAGGCCAGUGAGCAGCUCCAGAGCGGCACCCGCUCAGGCCAGGCCAGUGGGCAGGUCCAGGGCGGCCCCCGCUCAGGCCAGGCCAGUGGGCAGGUCCAGGGCAGCCCCUGCGGUGGCACGGUCUGGCGCAGUCCCCAGUGCACCCAAAGUCAUGGGUAGCGCUAGACCAUCGCCCCGUGCAGCCAAGCCUGUGAGCAGGCUUGGGGCAGCUCCAUGUGCAGCCAAGUCUAGGAGAGCCCCUCAUGCAGCCAAGCAGGUGAGCAGCUCCAGAGCACUCACCUGUGCAGCCAAAUCUACAGUUGGAAUGACUGCUCCAAAUGAGCCUUCAAAAGCAGAGGUAGUAAAGAACUGUGGGAAAUUGAGCAAAACAGAACAACAAUGUGAAAGUGAACAAACGAUGAAAUCGCCAUGUAUUGCAAGUGGACCGAAUGGAUCCAAUUCUAUUGAAAGUAGAUCUCUGACAAUAUGGAAACCUUUUACACGAUCUGCUCAAAGAUUGCAUCCAACUUUGGUGUCUCCUACAAGAAAUAUAAAGGUCAAUAAAGAUGCAGUACAAAACAUAAGCAAAUUGGCAACAUCAGUAAUGAGCACAGCUAAGCAGAGAGAUGAUCAAAGUUCCAUCACCAAGACAUUGAAAGGAAAAGAUGAAAGAAGGAAACAACUUGAAGAGUGGUUAGCUUCUAAAGGGAAGACCUACAAACGCCCUCCCAUGCCAACCCCUUUGAAGAAAGUUUUAAAAUCUGUAAAGAAGAAUUUGGAGUGUUCUUUCUUGGAAGCACUGGAAGAAGAACAGAAGAGCCUGGCAGAUCGGGUGCACCACAUGUUGAAUGACUGCAUGAAGCUGCUAGAGAGGGGUUCCUCGCCUGAACAAGUGUCUGAAGCGUUGCGGAAUGUUCCUGAUGGUGAGAAGUUUGCCAAGUACUGGAUUUGCCAAGCACAUCUGCUAGAAUUAACUGGUACGAUGGAGGCCAUCAUUGCUCUGUUUGAGCAGGCUGUUCACAGUGGUGCAGAGCCUGUUGAAGAGCUGCGGUCUGCACUUGUGGAAACCAUCAUGAGGAAUGUACACUCUCACACAUCCUGUACAGAAAAGGAAGAUGUUAAAACUGAAGGUUUUGAAGAAUCAGCUGUUGCCACGCCUCGUACAACAGUAGUGGAGUCUCUGUUCAGCAAAAUAGAUGGGCAUGGUUCAUCCGUGAUCAAAUACAGAGUGACCGCAACACCCCAAGUGCUCAGAACAAAUCAUCUUCAAAGCAAAAUCCGAUCCCAUGGGAAGCAAGAUCUGAAGUUCCUCACCCCCGUCAGGCGGUCGGUUCGCAUUGAGCAUGUUUCUGCUUGGCACCCUGAGAUGUUGAGAGAGCAUGACUGCUGUGUGGCCUCCCUGAAUGAACUUUUAGAUGAGGAUGAGGCUGAAACAUUUGUUUACAGAGAAAACAAGGCUCUGCUGGAAUAACAGAAAUUACACUGAUAUCCUUUAAAUGCAUUUUACAUACUAUCCACAUUAGCUAUCAGCUUAUUUGUAUUGUUUUAAGAAUGUAUAUAAUAAACUUGUUGUGUAUUUGGCGCUUGAAACUUAA